Messenger RNA from Phycodurus eques (leafy seadragon), 485 nucleotides. It is a transcript of the gene rpl31, whose product is annotated as ribosomal protein L31. The transcript is spliced from 5 exons. Bases 66 to 440 code for a protein of 124 amino acids. Lineage: Eukaryota; Metazoa; Chordata; Actinopteri; Syngnathiformes; Syngnathidae. Gene Ontology annotation, cellular component: cytosolic large ribosomal subunit; ribosome. Gene Ontology annotation, biological process: cytoplasmic translation. The record is from RefSeq and is a predicted model, not a curated record. Gene Ontology annotation, molecular function: structural constituent of ribosome.
UCGUUUACCCACAAUGCUCGUCUUCUACUCUGUCCUUCCGACUUCCGCCUCAGCGGUCUGCUACGAUGGCCCCAACCAAGAAAGGUGAAAAGAAGAAAGGACGUUCAGCCAUCAACGAGGUGGUGACCAGAGAGUACACCAUCAAUGUCCACAAGCGUAUCCAUGGAGUGGGUUUCAAGAAGAGGGCUCCCCGUGCCAUCAAAGAAAUCCGCAAGUUCGCCAUGAAGGAGAUGGGAACCCCUGAUGUCCGCAUUGACACUCGUCUCAACAAGGCAGUGUGGAGCAAGGGAGUCAGGAACGUGCCGUACAGAAUACGUGUGCGACUUUCCAGGAAACGUAAUGAGGAUGAGGAUUCCCCCAACAAACUGUACACCCUGGUUACCUAUGUUCCAGUCACCACGUGCAAAGGUCUGCAGACUGUCAAUGUUGAUGAAAAUUAAACAUGUGCGAGCGGAAUAAACACAAUAAAAGUAGUUGUUCUUCUA